Molecule: messenger RNA, 2754 nt
Organism: Doryrhamphus excisus (bluestripe pipefish)
Lineage: Eukaryota; Metazoa; Chordata; Actinopteri; Syngnathiformes; Syngnathidae
Gene: enpp4
Product: ectonucleotide pyrophosphatase/phosphodiesterase 4
Source: RefSeq, a predicted model, not a curated record
GGUUGUUCAAGUUAUUACUGUCCAAACUUGUUCUCGGGGAAACAGUGGGGGCGGGUGACUACAGGCUUUAUUUCGAAAUGGUUCGCCGGAAAUACAUUGUAUCUUGGUUUCCUGCGGUACUUAUUACUGUGACUUGAGGAAAGUACGAGGUCAUGGGUGGACGGUGGUUGAUGCUGAAACAAUAAAGACGUAUCAGUGAAAGCCUCUGAAGGUCAUCUUGUCAGUAAGCAUGUUCCUCAGAAUACAUCUGGGCUUCCUGUGCGGUGCUUGUGCGCUUCUGACGCAAAGUGUCUCAUCCCAGCAGCGUCCUCUUCCGCUGCUGCUUGUCUCGUUCGAUGGCUUCCGAGCAGACUACCUGCAGAGGUUCCCGAUGCCCAACCUUACGCUUUUCUAUAGCCAAGGGGUCCUGGUGGAGCACCUCACCAAUGUCUUCACCACAAAGACAUUUCCCAAUCACUAUAGCCUGGUGACCGGACUGCAUGCGGAGUCUCACGGCAUAGUGGCCAGUUCAAUGUACGAUCCUGUCAGCCACAAGUACUUCAGCAACAGCAAGGACCCGAUGUGGUGGAAUGAGGCCACACCUAUCUGGAUCUCCGUACAGCAAGCUGGCUACAAAACAGCGGCCGCCAUGUGGCCCGGCUCUGAUGUGUCCAUCCACAACCAAACACCCACACACUUCUUUCCCUACAGCUCUCAUGUGACCUUCCGGGAGCGUCUGAGGAACGUGACGAACUGGAUACUGGGAAAUAAGAAGCAUGAAGGUGUGAUAUUAGGAGUACUCUACUGGGAGGAGCCAGACUACUCAGGACACUUAUUUGGACCUGAAAAUACUGAGGCUAUGAGCAAAGUACUGAAGGAAGUUGAUGACAACAUCGGCUUGAUGAUAUCGGAACUGAAGAGAACCGGCUUGUGGGGUCACAUCAACGUCCUGGUGACCAGUGAUCAUGGCAUGGCUCAGUGCUCAACUGAUCGCCUCAUACGCCUGGAUGACUGCUUACAUGCUGAUAACUACACACUGGUGGACCUCACUCCUGUCGCAGCCCUAAUCCCAAACAACAAGCCUGAGGCUGUCUUUGCACUGCUGGAUAAGUGCCACCCAAACAUGACUGCCUAUUUAAAGGAGAGCAUUCCUGACAGGCUUCACUACCGCAACAAUGAGCGCAUCCAGCCUAUCAUACUGAUCGCUGAUGAGGGAUGGACGAUCAUACGGCAGGGGAACAAGCUGCCUAGACUGGGAGAUCACGGCUAUGACAACUCAAUACCCAGCAUGCAUCCCUUCCUGGCAGCAGCGGGGCCCAGCUUUCAAAGCGGCCUCCGAGUAACAGGUUUGCAGAGCGUGGACGUUUACCCGCUCAUGUGCCACCUGCUGGGUGUGCCCCCGCAGCCCAACAACGGCACCCUGGGUAACGUCCUGGUCAUGCUGGUAGCUGAGACCAACUGGAAGGUGCCUGUAAUGGUUGGCUUGGUGAUUGGUUGCCUGAUCAUCCUCACUACCAUACCUGUACUCUUCAAGCUGAUGGGACGCUGGCAACGGCCUUCGGUCCCCCGAGCAUUCUACAGACUGCAACUCGAACACGGCAACAAUGAAGACGAAGCCUUGCUGGCGUAAACGAACCCAGCUUAAUCAAGUCUAUGUCGCCUGCUCAUGCACUUUAUCCUCACGGAACAACGGCUUGAUUGAUGGAAAAAUGCCAUUUGACCAGAAAUGUCACAUGAAAUCACUCAUCAGAACAGUGGAAGGCAGGAAAAGAAAACUAGUCCAACAGGUUCCCAAGUUGACGAAUGUGAUUACGAGACACAAAAGUUUGCUGUGAAAAUUUUGAGAUUUGUCUUUCUUGUGUUGUUUUUGGACUGAGAUCAAUAUUUAUUGAGGCAUUGACGAAUUGAUUUAUGAUAUCUUACACUGGAAGAAGCAACAUGUUGCAGUGCGUUCAUGUUUUGAAUAGCAUCAAACAGUUUCUCAGGGUUGUGUGUCAGUCAAAUCAAAGUACUGUCGUGAAAACAUGGUCAUCAGAAAAAGAUGCAACUGGACUAAAUAUUUUCUAAUGAUUUAAAACUGAAAAGUCACACUGCUCUGAGUUCUGAUGUGUGUUAAAGGGGACCUAUGAUGCUUUUUCCACUUUUCUGACCUAUAAAUGUUAGAAUGUUGUAUUAUCGUGUUAAACUAUGCCAAAGUUUCAGUUAAUGAGGUUUGACAUUUGGAAGUGAGCACCUUCCUUAUAUGGUCAUGCCUGGGUCAUGCCUCCCCCUCCCCUCCCCUCCCCCAACAGAUGAAAUGUAGCAACAAACUUUUUUGUUCUGAUUAAAGCCGGGAAUCUAAUCUGUUUUUCGGUAGGUUCCAUGUUAAAAUCACCAUUGAACACAAUAUUCUGUGUCAAAAUCAUCUAAAAUGACCGGUACUGAAGGGGUUGUCAUUUUACUUUUGUUAUUAACACCUUUUAUGUGCUGCAGUUUUAAUAAACUCACCAGGGUUUGUACAUUGUGUGUGUGUGUGUGAUUCUGAGAAAAAGAACAUGACACAUAUUUGAAAGAAUGAAUUCAUAUUCCGUUUAUAUAGAUUUUUUUCUCUCCAUGGCAGUCACAAUAAUACAAUGUAACAAAAGUUAAAUAUAUAAAAUCAAUACUGACAUACAUUUCUCUAUUGUGUUUGUUUUCAUAUGUUUUAACAUUUAAAAUGACUCAUUUCUAUGUCGUGUUUGGCAUCAUUGUAAAUCUUUGCCUCUUCAGAUAAAUAGACUUUUAUUAUUCAGGAGG